AUGCGUCGGUGUCCAAGUCUACCUAACAUCUGGCUUCCUCCCUCUUCAGAUCCGAGACGUCCUGCCAAGAUGGAGGUACCCUUGUCGUCGCUGCUCAUACCGCCAUUGACACGCAGUCCCAGUCCUGGCCCAAGUUGGGUUGACGAUGUGGAUGCUACACCUGUCAUUCCGGUGCCUUGCGAAGAUGAGGCUUCCUCUGCGAUCAUCUACACUGCAGGACCCGCCGUCUCACCUCCCCCGACCCCGAUGUUCGCCCCUUUGGGCCUUCGAGGUCUCCCGAUGACGGCUGCUAUUCCCCCGCAAGCUUUUGGGCCACCACCUUUCAACCCGUAUUGCUUUCCGCCUCAACCGCAAUUCGAGCCGCCGGUCUUCAUAAGCAAUGUCAACGGGUGGUACGACUUUCUUCCUGUCUUUGCUCCAGGUCCUUGUCCCUUUGUCCCAGUUCCGGGUCCUCCAUAUAUUUUCAGCGACAACACCUGGUAUGCUGCUGGCGUCGCUCCGAGUCCUUGCUCAUUUUCUCCACCGCGUACCCCAAGCACGUGUCCAUCGUCUUCGUCUUCUCUGCUUGGACCUGGACCUGGACCUGCUGGAAACGUAUUUUCGUUGUCCCGGCUCCAGGAUAGGGAAGACCUCCGCACGACGGUGAUGCUUAAAAACAUCCCCAACAAGUUGACUAGUGAUGGGCUGGUCACAUUCAUCCAAGGUGUUGUUGGGAGGAAGAUUGAUUUUAUUUAUUUGCGGAUGGAUUUUACGGAAAAGUGUAAUUUCGGCUAUGCGUUUGUCAAUUUCAUGACUGUCGAGAGUCUACUCACGUUUGCUCGAGCCAAGCUUGGGCGGAAGUGGAAUCUUUGCAAGUCUCAAAAGGUUCUGGAUAUGUGUUAUGCAGAUAUUCAGGGUAAAGCCAGUAUGGUUGAAAAGUUUCGAAAUUCCUCUAUCAUGAAGGAACAACCACCGGAUUGGCAACCUCGAAUUUUCUUCUCGGAACCUGGACCUAUGCAGGGGUUACCCGAGCCAUUUCCUCCGCCUACGUUGUCGAAUAAGAGGCGCCGGGAAGUGGCCCGGAGGGUUGAAUCGACUAGACGAUGA
Marasmius oreades (fairy-ring Marasmius) is the source of this 1086-nucleotide messenger RNA. RefSeq lists its product as uncharacterized. Lineage: Eukaryota; Fungi; Basidiomycota; Agaricomycetes; Agaricales; Marasmiaceae. The transcript is spliced from 3 exons. Gene Ontology annotation, molecular function: nucleic acid binding. The coding region runs from base 1 to 1086 and encodes 361 amino acids. The record is from RefSeq and is a predicted model, not a curated record.